AUGCAAAACCGACUACCCGAUGUCAACGUGCAACUCAUCCCGACGCCGCUCGUGUUCGUCGAUCGGACAUCCAUCUUACCAAUUCUAUUCACCUUUGCAGACAGAAUACAUGACCUGAUUUCUGUACCUUUGUCAUUUUUUCAAUCACCCUCCAAAGAGAAGGCUUCGCCACAAAGUAAUUGUUCUUCACAAUCUGAUGAUCAGGUCAUCACCCAACAAAAGAAUUGCUUAAUGAGCAGAGAAGAAGUGAGAUUUGUAAUGGACAAAUUAGAGCUUUUUUGCAGCAAAAAUGAUGGUGAUGAAGAAAUUGGGGAGUGUUUUGGAGGUGAGGAAUUAACAGCUAUGUUUGAAGAGAAUGAACCAAGCUUGGAAGAAUUGAAGCAAACAUUUAAUGUGUUUGAUAGAAACAGAGAUGGGUUCAUUGAUGCAGAGGAAUUGCAUAUUGUUCUUGGCCUGCUUCAAUCUAAUAAUGGGAUUUUCAUCCAUGAUUGCAAAAGAAUGAUAGCCAGAUUUGAUCACAAUAAUGAUGGUAAAAUUGAUUUCACUGAGUUUGUAAAGUUUAUGGAAGUUGCUUUAUCUUGA
Messenger RNA from Benincasa hispida (wax gourd), 582 nucleotides. The record is from RefSeq and is a predicted model, not a curated record. Lineage: Eukaryota; Viridiplantae; Streptophyta; Magnoliopsida; Cucurbitales; Cucurbitaceae.